This is a messenger RNA of Culicoides brevitarsis, 4702 nucleotides long. It is a transcript of the gene bdg, whose product is annotated as sodium-dependent transporter bedraggled. Lineage: Eukaryota; Metazoa; Arthropoda; Insecta; Diptera; Ceratopogonidae. The transcript has 12 exons. The record is from RefSeq and is a predicted model, not a curated record. The coding region runs from base 59 to 4567 and encodes 1502 amino acids. Gene Ontology annotation, biological process: sodium ion transmembrane transport. Gene Ontology annotation, cellular component: plasma membrane.
CAACCGUUACUUUGUAGAAAAAAUAAAAAAAAAAUAAUUUUUAUAAUUUCCCGCAACAAUGGAGAAUAACAAUAAGAAAAUGUCGCCGCCAGAAGACGAUUCACGUGCAAAAAAACUCGAUAAUUUUUUGCAACUUAACGCAACCUCGUUAAUCGCAUCUCCGCUCGAAUUUCCUGACGAUCAUGCGAAAAAUUCGUCGUUGAAACGCAGCAUCGAGCCAUAUUGCACGGUACGAAAGCCCCGAAAACGCAUCAGUUUCUCGCCAAACGCUGAACAGACCAGCACGGAUAUGGGUAACAAUCACGGGCAACCAGUUGCUUCGACAGACGACGAUGACGACGACGAAGUUUCAGAAUUUGAAAAUUCUCAAGAUUCCACAAAUUUAUCGCUUUUGAAGGAUUUUAGCGAUAACGACAGUUGCUUAGACGGAAUAAUUUUAUCAAAAGAUGACCCGUCAACACUUUCAGGUCCGGAUUAUGAAAAUUUAGCAACUCCCAUGAACGAAGCUGAUGAUCUCAAAUUUGAGGAUAAUUUUGUGCCGAGCUUGACGAAUUAUUGCACCGUGAGGCAAAAACCUAAAAUCGCGAAUCCGCAUGAUAAAAUAAUCGCUGCUUAUGGAACUAUCAAGAGAAAAUUAAAAAAUCGACGACAAUUGACCGAAAAUGAGGAAGAACUCUUCAAACGUUUGAGUGCGGUGACGACUUUUGACUGCGACGCCCAAGUGAACGAUUAUUUGCGGGAACUCGAUGCGUAUUUGGAUGAAAUGGACUACACGAGUAGUACGGCGACAACGACAUCAUCGUCUGUCGAUGACUUGCAAACGGCAAUUGCGAUCUCGAGUUACGCAACAAAUUCAUUAAAAUCGGAAAACGAUGGACCGUUUGCGGCUGAAGACAAUGAAUCGCGCAAUAAUGAGACGCAGCAACGAGUAGAAAGUGACGCGAUGGGCAGUAAUUGUAGUUUUAAUGGCGAAACAACGAGAAACAAUACGAAUUUACAAGCAAUGGCUAAUAUGAAUAACAAUGGCGGAGAACAAUUGAAGAAAUAUGGUAAUAAUCCGUUUUGCACAUUACCGAAACGACAAAAGAAAGUGAGUGAUGCACAAGAUGCCGCCUCGUGCACGGGGAAAAGUGAAGAUGAAUUGAAUGCAAAUUUGAAAGAUGAAGACGAGUGUGGGGUUUUUCGCAAAGGGUAUUCGAUGCGGUUGCCUGCGAGACCUAAGCUGAGUUGGAAUGGACCGAAUUACGAGAGAAAUGAAGCCGCUGUCCAACCAAAUCAACGUCCUCAACGAAAUUUAUCGUGGUUGCGAAAAUCCAUGCGAAAAACAAGUCCAAUUUACAUUCCCGACCAAGAAAAUGCUCCUUCGCACGAAACUUUCGAUUAUCCGCUCGGUGUUCCGAAUCAAAGCGCAUCACUGACUGCCGUCGAAAACGAACAACCCGCAGCAGAAGAAACUGCAUCGACGAGUGCAUUGACGAGUGAAAAUCUCUUGCAGCGUGACGCCGAAAGGGAAUCUUCGCUCGACGAUGAAUUUCACUCGUUCAACACGACAGUUUAUUACGACGCCAACAGUUGUCACAACAGUAUUCCAUCGCAAACGGCUCACAUCACGUCGACGACGUCUCUUGGCACGCAAGUUCCGGCGCCAAUUCAUCCGGAGCUGAGGCAGGAUGACAUUUUGAGUGUUUUGAGUUGCAGUGAUCCAGAUUCGCCAAGUCGCCCGCGACAAUUGGGACGUCGAUCGGAUCCAAUUAUGCCGAGAAUUGCCUCGAUUAAUGUCGCAACGAGCGAAAAUGCGUCACGGAAUGCUAAUGAGAGACAUGUUUCGAUACAAAAUAGGCCGCAAUUGGCGAUUCCCGCGACAAAUAGUCAUUCUGUGCCAAGUAGCUUAGGAACGUCACGCAAUGCUAGUCCAAUAUCCCUUGUUUCGAGUACAGCAUCGAGCUCGAUAACGCUCGCGACAGUUGAUAGUCACAAUCACAGAUCUCGCACCCGUCGUCCCGAACUAUCGCGAAAUCCGCAAAACACACGCCCAAUACCCACAAUUUCAGCAGCAACUGGUGCAUCUUCCCUUGACCAUGAUGACUCGGAUGACCCUGAAACGUGCAACAGCACGAAUAGCACAAAGCACAAAUGGCCCUAUGGAAUUUGUCGAACAUUGGCGACGAGUUGUUGCACAAUUGGGCUCUUUAACAUCUCGAGAUUCAGUAUUUUUAGCAUACAUUUUGGAGCGAAUUUUAUUGUUCAAUUCCUGAUAUUGUCUUUCUUGAUCGGUGUUCCGAUGUUGUGGUUGCAAAUGUGUUUGGGAGCAAAAAUAGGCGGAAGUCCCAUCGGCAUGUGGCAUAUUAGUCCGAUUUGUAAGGGAAUUGGAAUUGCUUUGCUCAUUGCGCAUGGGAUCACAACUUUAUAUUCCGCCAUAUCCCUCGGAUGGGUCUUAAUGUACUUGCGAGAUACGUUCAUCUCUCGUGGCGAUCAAUACGAAUGGCAAAAAUAUUUCGAACUCUAUCGUGGUCCAAGUAACUCCAAUAAUUCAGUUAAAUUAGCGGAAACUGUCGCAGAUUACUUUAACGGAGUAAUUUUGCAACGUUUGCAUCUCGGGCAGGGACGAGGAGGCGGAAUUGGCAUGGGAAAUGUUCGAUUUCACUUGGCUUUCAAUUUAGCAAUAAUUUGGUUGUUAAUUUUCUUCAUCUUGUGUCGCGGAAUCAAAUCUUACGGAAGAUUUAUCAUAAUUUUAUCAAUUGUACCGAUAAUUGGACUGAUUGCUGUUUCUUCUGGCGUGUUGAGUGUUGUGAAUUUCGAUAGUAUUCAGAAUAUUUUUCCUGCCACAGAUUGGCAAGAUUUCUUCAUUAAUUCACGUAGUUGGGUGAGUGCUGCACAAGAAACGUUCCUAACAUGGGGUUUACUCGGCGUUUCCGUUUACUCCAUUUACUGUAAUCCAACAAAUGCACGAAAUACGCGCAACGAAUUACGACGAGAUGCGUUUAUUGUAGUUUUAAUGACGAUUUUUGUCCUUAUUUUGUCGGCGAUGUUCUCGAGUGCUUGUGUUCAAAUGUUGCACAGUAGCGGAUAUUAUUAUUUUCCGGGAUCUUUUGAAAAUAUGGGUUCUUACGUAUUUUUGAUGCCCACGGAUCGUCCUUUGCCAUCGCCAUUAACGUCGUUUCCCUCAAAAUGGCUUACGAGGUACUCGACUGUGUUGGGAGAAUCGUUUCGAAAGUUUGGGCAUUCAUAUCCAAAGGAGUCUGGAUAUCAAGUUCUUCGAUUGGUAACAGAGCUCUUGCCAUCAACUUUAGCAGCAUCCAAAGACUCAAUCCCGCCCGUUGUCAGCAUGUUAGCUUAUCUAACACUUCUUUUGUUCGGAUUAGCUCAACUUGCGACGAUGUGGAAGCCAAUUGCAACCUUAUUAGGCGAUUCUCCGAGCGGAAUUCUUCUUUCUUGUGUCACAGCAUUAUUUUUGGGCAUCCCAUUAGCAACUGAAUCGGGAAUUUCAAUUUUGCAUUUUCUUGAUACCGUUAUUGGAGGAGCAUGGUGGCUUUUACUUUUAUGGUUUGCACACAUAAUUGGAGUAUUUUUAGUUCGAGGAAGGCCUUACACGAGCGAUAUUUUGGUCAAAGAAUUACAUUUAUUCGACGGUUUCUCAGCUUUUAUCGCGUUUUCGUGGAACGUUUUGUUGCCCGUUGGAUUAAUGAUGCUCUGUAUCAUCGAAUAUCGCCUUUCGAACGUUUAUGACUUCUUCCAUUGGCGCGGAAAUAGCUAUUGGCCUCUUUGGUCAAGGCAAAUUGCGGGAAUUAUUCAAACUUUGUUCCUUUUAAUUGUGCCUGUGACAUGUAUCGUUCAAAUUUAUCGAUAUUUGAGCAAAGGUCCUCCUGACAUUCUCGAACGAAUUGAGUCACUUUAUCGUCCCGUUUUACGUGGCGAACGAAAUUUACGACUUCCAAUUCAUCGAUCGCGCCCUCCAAAUAUGGCACAAAAUCCCGUAAAUGCUUCUGAAGGUCACACAACGAAUCAAGUACUUCAAGUUGAUGAACCGCCCAAAUAUACGCCGCCUCCAAGUUACACAACAGCAACCGGAGCACGCAUUGCUAAAAUGUUACGUCAAAGUAUUCGACGGAGUAUGCGACGAAUUCUUGGCGAAUCAAGUCAAAAUCGUCGACAACUUCCUCCCAUUGAAGGUCCCCCUCCCGAAUAUGCUGACUCGCAAAAUGAACGAAACGCCCUUUCUUGCAUCGAAAUUGGUCCCCGACCUUUGUACAACAGCUCGACAAUGGAACGUCGAAGAUCUCUCAACAACAACGUCGCAUCAACGGAGCAAACUCCUUCAGUGCAUCCACAAGAUGUUGCUUUGUUACUUCGCCCGAGUCGAUUAUUGGCUUUUAAUCGAACCAUGUCGCUGGGAGACGCCGUCGUCGACAAUGUGCUGCGAAAUUCAACGCGACGCCAUUCACGUUCUGUGGAGAAUUUGGUACUAAAUGCCGAACAAAUCGGCAGAUCGAGUCUCAUUAACAUUCAUUUAACUGAUGAUAGUUCCAUUACUAAAGAAGAUCAUAUUAAUGAAUCAUCUGUGAUAUAAAUUAUUGUAUUUUAUUGAGAGAAUUUCUGAGAAAAAGUUGAAAAAUUGCUUUUUUUGCCUUAGAGAUGUCUAAAUAUUAAAAGAUAGAUUAGAAAAAAAAAAUAUAUAUUUAAUUAUUUAUGAAAAAGGUUUCAA